AUCUCUGUCCACAGAGGAGAUGAGGGGAAACCUGAAUGCUGCAGCCCGUUUUUAAGCAACAACAGCAUCACAGCGUGCGGUACGGCACGCACACCAUGAGCUACAAGAUCCCCGGGGCAGCGAUGGACCGAGUCAGCCUGCUGUGGCGCCUGAGGCGUCGAGCUCGUCGUGGCGUUCUCUGCAUGACCUUCUUCUGCAUCUCCAUGGCUCUGCUCUACGCCAUCUGUGCCGAGAACAGCGUGCCCGUCACCGACGCCAUCUUCGGGGUCCGGGCGCGGACCCGGGCUCAGCCACGGGCGCACUCUGUCAUCAAGCAGGUUCUGCGCGUUGACCCCCAGAAGCUGCCUGGCGUCGUCCCCGGUGACCCUCACCGGCCAAUCCCGGUGCUCUCGUCGCCGAACCGGACCCAGGACGCCAGCGCCGGUGACCCGGUGACGCGCCGGCGUCCCCGGGAGCCCCCCGGGCUGCUGGCUCGUCUGCUGCCGCGCCCGUUCACCCGAGCCCUGGAGACGCUGUUCGGAGGCCGGCGGCGCGGCGAGCUGAGCGGCAGAGCCGGCGACGCCGAGUUCUUCGGACCGCACGGCCUUCUGGGAGAAGUGUGGGACGACGAGAUGUCCAGCAGCAUGCUGGGAAGCCGGCUCAGGAAGGUGGUCCAGAACUACCAGGCCAUGAAUAAGUACGGUGUGGAGUUCUCUGGUCCCGGUGGUGUGUCUGGCCGUCCCAAGCUGAGCGGCUCUGAGCUCCUGUGCGAGCUGAAGGAGAAAGUCUCCGUGAGCACCCUGACCUCCGACCUGCCCCCCUUCUCCUCGCUGUCCUGGGCCGCCACGCUGCCGCCGGCGCCGCUGACCUCCGACCUCGGCCCGUACGGCUGUGCCGUGGUGUCGUCGGCCGGGUCGCUGCGCUACUCUGGACUCGGCAAAGAGAUCGAUUCCCAUGAUGCCGUGCUGCGCUUCAACGCCGCGCCCACCACCGGCUACGAAAAGGACGUCGGUUCGAAAACCACAAUCCGCCUCAUCAACUCGCAGGUGAUGGCGUCUGAUGACCACCGUUUCCUGUCCAGCUCGCUGUACAGCUCCGGCGCUCUGGUGGCCUGGGACCCCGCCCCCUUCUCCGCUGACCUCACUCAGUGGUACAACAGGACGGACUACCCGAUCUUUCUGCAGUACCAGAGGUACCGGAGGCUGCACCCCCUGCAGCCCUUCUACAUCCUGCACCCGCGCUUCGAGUGGCAGGUCUGGCAGCGGAUCCAGGACAACAUGGCCGAGCCCAUCCAGAGGAACCCGCCCUCCUCUGGCCUGCUAGGAACGGUCCUGAUGAUGUCGCUGUGUGACACGGUGCACGUGUACGAGUUCCUGCCGUCCCGCAGGAAGACGGAGCUCUGCCAUUACUACCAGCGCUUCUGGCCCCGCGGCCUGCAGCUUCGGCGCUGCCACCCUCUGCUGUACGAGAAGAACCUGGUCAAACGGAUGAACCAGGGCUCCGACCGGGACAUCUACACCCACGGACGAGUCACCCUGCCUGGGUUCAGGAAGCUCAACUGCACCCAGGCAGCUGGAGGGUCACCCAAACACUGACCACCGGGAAAUACAGGAGCAAAGUGCGCACAUACACACACACACAUAUACACACACACACAAAGCACACAAA
Messenger RNA from Perca fluviatilis (European perch), 1647 nucleotides. It is a transcript of the gene st6gal1, whose product is annotated as ST6 beta-galactosamide alpha-2,6-sialyltranferase 1. NCBI's taxonomy places the organism in Eukaryota, Metazoa, Chordata, Actinopteri, Perciformes, Percidae. The record is from RefSeq and is a predicted model, not a curated record. Gene Ontology annotation, molecular function: sialyltransferase activity.